UUUGACAUUCCAAUUGAAGGUUUUGGUUAGCAUUUUUGCAGAAAUUCUGUUUGUGACUGAAUUAUUAGGAAAUACAAAGCAAUGCGUAGGGAAUUCAUCUUAGUUUUGUUGGGUAUUAUAUGUGUAUCGACAUUAAGUUCACUAUUAUCCGGAUAUGUACAAAUAGAAACGGAUAAAAUACUAUUAGACACCGUAGUUGGUGCUGUGGGUGCUGGUAACUUUUCAUAUUGGCAACUAAUGCAUAUAGGACCCCUUUUGGUGGAACUUACUUCUCUAUCUGGUGACGCAGACCUCUAUGUCUCUGAUACAAUCAGGCCGAGUUAUGAAGUGGACAAAAACAACUUCAGUUCCAUAACCUGCGGGUCUGACUCGGUUUUCAUUCCAUCGGACUUUCCGAGACCUAUAGGUAUCGGUGUCUUUGGACACUGGUCACAUUAUCUUUCGGAGUACAGUAUCCAAGUGUUUCUCGAUGCUUCAACAGUGUUCAGCGAGGAGCAGGUGAUGGCUAUAGAGAGAGCUCACCAGGGGAUCGGUGAAGGAGAGAGACAUUUAGAUGCUGAAAAGAGAAGAGAAAAGCCAGCGGCCCGGAAGCCUGACGAGGAGCCGAAGCCUCGGUUCCUGAAGCUCCUGAAUAUCCUCGAUAUGAUAUUUGAAAUGUUCGUCCUUUAGGCAAGAAGUAGAUAAUGGUCUUUGGUGGCAUUAUCAAUUUCUACGUCGAAUGAACGUGGAGUAUGAUGACAUGUGAAGAACUUUAAAGUGACAAAAAACUGAAAUACUGUAAAAUUUUGUAAUUUUACAUGUUAAUCUUCCAAAGUUUACAUUACUGUGCUUCCGACCCGCAGUGUAAUGUGAUUCAAACCUUUUUGGAGUGAUUUAUUAACUUUUUGCGUUGACUAGGUGGCGCUUGUGUCGAUUAUAGUCUCUUCAGUUUUAAGUAAUGUGCGAAAAUGGAAAAUAAGUGCUGUUUUUUUUAAAGGUGCAUCUCUGCUAGUUCUGUAUUAGAACGAAAGUAUUUUUCGGUUUUAUAUUUAGGUAAAAAUACCUAUGUAUUCAUUUAUGAAAUUUUAAGUGCCUCGUUGGCCGAGUGGUAGCACGUGCGAGAGUUUUGUUCCCUCUUGCAAUACUAUUACAAUUUAUAAUUUAAUGAAGUGUAUACAAUUAUUGACUUUAUUUAAUUAGAAAAAGCACUGAAGUAGUGUUAAUAAAUUUAGUAUUUGAUAAGAAAAUAAAGAGGUAAUAGCUGUCGUUAUACUAAAUUGUAUGCUAUAUAACGAAGCCGUAUCUAUUGUAACUCAUUCGGCUCUAGACAACCAACGGUUACAGUCUCUGUACUGAAUCAUUAUUUAUUUUCAUAACUGUAUAUUAAAUAA
Molecule: messenger RNA, 1370 nt
Organism: Spodoptera litura
Lineage: Eukaryota; Metazoa; Arthropoda; Insecta; Lepidoptera; Noctuidae
Product: UPF0669 protein C6orf120 homolog
Source: RefSeq, a predicted model, not a curated record